CACUUGACUCUAGACUCAACAAACUGAAGAUUCCUCACAUUCGGUCGUUUCUCGUCGACCUCCUGAACUUCAACAUGAUCCCACGGUGUGUGUUCUUGCUCCUCCUCGCUCUCGCUGCAGUUUCUCUGGCAGCUCCCCUCCCAGAGGACGAGACUGCGACAGGAGAAACUACAGAUGUGUCAGCUACUGUAGAGCCAGCAGAAUCUUCAGAUGUGUCGGCUACUGUAGAGACAGAUUCUGCUGAGGACUUUGUUUCUGAAAGCCAGAGUGAUCUAUCAGAAGAUUCUGCUUCCGAAGGCCAAAGUGAUGUAUCAGAAGGUUCGGAGGGGUCACCUGAGGUUUCUGAGGAACCAGACACUGAGGAAGAUAAAGACGAAGAAGAUGGUGGUGAUGAUGAUGGUGAUGAUGAUGAUAGCAACAGCAAGCUUGAAGACAUAAAUGAGGAAGACUCAACUGAACCUACCGAAGAGGAGGUAACAGAAGUCAGUGACACAGACAGUGACGCUGACGCAGACGGUGACGCAGACCCAGACAGUGACGCAGAUGCAGGCGCAGACAGUGACGCUGACGCAGACGGUGACGCAGACGGUGACGCAGACGGUGACGCAGAUGCAGACCCAGACAGUGACGCAGAUGCAGGCGCAGACAGUGACGCAGACGCAGACGGUGACGCAGACGGUGACGCAGACGCAGACGCAGACCCAGACAAUGACGCAGACGCAGACCAUGACGCAGACGCAGACAGUGACGCAGACCCAGACCAUGACGCAGACGCAGACAGUGACGCAGAUGCAGACAGUGACCCAGACGCAGACGAUAACGCAGAAGAUGAUGACGGCGCAGACAGUGAAGCAGAGUCUAGCGAUCCGAGUGACGGGGUGGCGGAGGAGGAGUCAGCAGGGGAAGAGAUCAGUGAAGAUGCAGCGGACGGAAGCGAAGAAGCCGGAGGCGAGGACGAGCCCAUCGAUGAAGAGAGUACAGAAGCUGGAUACACCGAUCCUGAAGGGGGCGCCGGCGCAGAGACGGAGCCAAACAACCCUCUGGAGGAGGGGGACGACGUCACCGAAGCGCCCACUGGUCCAGAACAACCCACCAAUGACUCCGCCCAGUAACGCCAAAGGGAGCCGACCCCACUGCUGAAUAUACAGUCGCCAUGACAACAAUAAACUAAACUGCAUCCAAGCUUCAGCCUCCGCUCGCUCCUGAUUGGUCCCCCCCCCCCCCCCAAAAUCUGGCUGCUUUAUUUUUUCAUCAAAGUGAUAAAAUAUGAAAAUGGAAUCUGUCUUUUAACCUGUCUCACUCUGCCUGUCUGUCUGCCUGUCUGCCCUAGAAACAUUAAAGCAUCUCAGAUCUGCUCGGUGUGUCUGUGUUCAGGUACAUACAGUCCGUCGUUACCUCGCCUACACUAGAGACCGUUUCUUUUUCUAACCAAUUGAUGUCAGCGAUAUCGAUUUGUCUGUUACACGGAGGAGCGGCCAAUAAAGUUUGAACCUUUCCGAAAUCA
Molecule: messenger RNA, 1504 nt
Organism: Scophthalmus maximus (turbot)
Lineage: Eukaryota; Metazoa; Chordata; Actinopteri; Pleuronectiformes; Scophthalmidae
Product: surface protein
Exons: 11
Coding region: 75-1112 (345 amino acids)
Source: RefSeq, a predicted model, not a curated record